Molecule: messenger RNA, 1171 nt
Organism: Dissoconium aciculare CBS 342.82
Lineage: Eukaryota; Fungi; Ascomycota; Dothideomycetes; Mycosphaerellales; Dissoconiaceae
Exons: 2
Coding region: 376-765 (129 amino acids)
Source: RefSeq, a predicted model, not a curated record
CCAAGAGCAAGGUCGACGCGGAGCUGCAAGAUCUGGAGAAGACACUGAAGAACAUCGAGACUGCCCGACCCUUCGAGGAUCUCACAGUGGUAUGUAUUUCGCAAAGGCAUUCUCUGCCAAAUAUCGGCAAUCACGUGAUCUGCCUCGGCUCACACAUAACGUCACAGGACGAAGUCGUUGCCGCCCGACCAGAAAUUGACAAGCGCGUCGAGCAACUCGUUUCCAAGGGCCGAUGGGCCGUUCCAGGCUACAAGGAGAAAUUUGGUGACAUGUCCAUCAUGUAAGCACGCGUGUGGAGACUUCGCCCGAGCAUCGACUGUAAAUAUACACCGAGUAUCCUGUGACAAAAAUAAAGUGCACUUCUCCUUUGUCACCAUGCUUUCCGUGUUGUGCACUGCUGGUGUAAUGCUUUCAGUCUGGAUCUACUCUAUCUCGCAACACCAUCCUUCCAUCAUGAAUGACCUGUCAACCGUAUGUCGUGUACUCUGCAGAUUGGCAAACAGCAUCUGGCGACGCCAUUCCCCCUUGAUGCGCCCUCGCAUGAGCAUUUGUCAUCACCGCUGCUGCGACUACUGUCAAAGCCUACAAAGCCAGACCAACAAUGGUGAAUUGUUCUCCAAUGUCCUCUUGUGUGAGCGUUUCUUGGCCUCAGCGCUGCAAAAUGCUUUCAAAGUCUACACAAAGUCAGAUCAACAAGGGGGAAUUCUACGAGCCAUUCGAUUGUUCGAAGGCUGUACUCAAACCUCGCUCAGCCAGUAUCGAUGACACAAGGUGUUAACGGGAAUGCACAAGCCGAGAAGUUCAACUUACGCGAAUGUAUUGGGCAGACCGAGAAUUCCGACUUGAAUGAAUGCGAUGGAACAAUACAUUGUGGAAGAAGUCAGAUUAUCACUGGCUGGCGCUUACCGAGGACAUUGUCUGACUUGUGACGUUGUUCCGACAUUGGAAGCAAAUGUGAUCGUGAUAGGAGCUUGUCAACGACGACAUCACCGCCUCGUCCACCCCGCGGCUCAUGAAAUGGACGAUAAGGCGAUGGUUUAUGAAGAGCAAGUUGUGAAAUCCCAUCACAGAUAAUGUUGUGCACUGCUUGGUAUGUAACGACAUGGAUGGACGUGAUGGAAUAGUUCUCCGUCUGGGCCGAGCCACACUCACAUAAAUCACAGAGCCUGAC